This is a messenger RNA of Megachile rotundata (alfalfa leafcutting bee), 762 nucleotides long. RefSeq lists its product as uncharacterized. The record is from RefSeq and is a predicted model, not a curated record. NCBI's taxonomy places the organism in Eukaryota, Metazoa, Arthropoda, Insecta, Hymenoptera, Megachilidae.
AUGACGGUGUAUCGUGUGCUAAGGAACCUGACCGGUGUGACUGUGUCUAUGGGUUCAUUUGUAAAAUAUCACGCGUUUUGGUAUCAAGCUAACACAUACAAAAAUGAAAGUAUCAUAUGUCUUGCAGCUGUUCUUUACUCGGCCGCGAGCAUAAUGGUAUUGUCUCAUAUUUCACCUAUUAUUUUGGAUAUCAUCGCACCCCUUAAUGAAUCUCGGCCAAUAACGUAUCCUGUGGAUGUAGAACUCCUUUUCGACCAGGACAGUCAUCCUAUUCUCAUUUCUGUUAUAUACAUUUUAUGGCUAGCGAUGAUUGGCGCUAUAUAUAUUGGAACAGAAUCAUCAACGAUUAUGAUCGGCUUACAUGUUGCCAGCUUAUUUGAAAUUACUAGUUAUUACUUCCAGAAAGCUGUUGCCAUAGAAGUAACUGACUCAUUUAUUUCACGGAAAUAUACGAAUAAUAAGAAUGUGAGUUAUUUAAUUAGAAGUGUGAUCAUGCAUAGAGAAACCAUUAAGUUUUGUGAUGAAUGUGAUGCCUACUUUAAGUUAUCAUAUACUCCUCUAAUAAUACUGGGUGUGACUUCCCUGAGUAUAAAUUUAUUUGUGCUAUCUCAAUCGGCGAUCAAUUCGACAAAUGUCGAAGAAAUACUCUUCUACUUCCUGCUAAUUGUAGGCGAAGUACAAUAUAUGUUUUUGAUGAAUUUUGCAGUUCAGUACAUAAUGGAUGGUUCCGAAAAUAUUUCUAUAACUAUGUACAUGUCUUGA